AUGAAAGGACAUGUCAGUCGAAAAAUCAGUAACGAAGAGAAGCUGUUGAGUGAAUUAAAACAAAUGGGUUUCCGAAAUUCAAUGCUUAUCGAUUUAGCUCAAUUACCCAUGUCUGAACAGAUCAAAUUAGUUAUGAAUACGGAUAUAUUAAUCGGAAUGUAUGGUGCUGCAUUGACACUGAGUUUAUUCCUUCCGAGUACUUCAUGUCUUGUUGAAUUAUUCCCCGGCUUUUGGUUUGGUUCUAAUAAACACUUUUCAAAGUUGGCUGAACUACGUGGGAUUCAAUACAUGACUUAUCAUGGUCUCCCUGAGAGUGAUGUGUCAUCUGAUUCGUCUUACAUUCCUGUAGAUCAAUUCAAGUUGAUUGUAUUGAAAGCGAGGAGAUUAUGGAGAAUGCAAAUGGAUAGGAGAACUGUGAAUUGUUAA
This is a messenger RNA of Trichobilharzia regenti, 426 nucleotides long. Lineage: Eukaryota; Metazoa; Platyhelminthes; Trematoda; Strigeidida; Schistosomatidae. The record is from the annotation of a GenBank genome assembly.